CGGGCGUGCGAGUGUCUGGGCCGAGCGCUGCCCUCGGGCGACGCAGCCCAACCGCCACGCUCUCGGAGGCCUCCGGCGCCAGCCUGGCCUCCUUUCGCCAACUUGGGCGAGUUUGAAGAGGGGCGAACGUCUCAGUGCUCGCUCGCCCCACCCCCUCGCAGCUGGGCAGCCACAGGGCCCCGGGCCGCUCUACCACAGCCCUGGGAGCACCGCUCUCUGCCGCGGCCCCCGGCUGGGGAGCGUUGGCCCCUGAACUCGCUCGUCCAGCCCAACCGCCCCGGCGGCUUCUCCCAGCCCUCGGGGCCGUCCUGAGCGGCCUGGCGAGGCGUCGAGCGCGGCCCCAGCUCCCGCCUCCUCGGUGCCCCGGCCCUGGGAGGGAGCUUUCGGCCCAUGCGGACCCGGGGUCCCUCCGCGGCCUAGGCCAGGCAGCUCCAGGGGCCUGGCCAAGCCCGUGGUCCCCGGGACGGCACGGAGCGCACGCCCUUGGAUGAGGUCCCGCAGCGACGCCCCGGCCCGCCCCGCUCCUCCUCCUGCCCGGCCAAGCUGCCUCCCAUUUGGGGAGUUUUGUGGGUUUUCUUUCUCCUCCUCCAACCUCCGCGGAGGCCACGACUCAGGCGCCGCAGCCGGGGGCCGCCUCCAUGGUGCCGGGCGGCCGCUGCUGAAGUCAGCGAAAGCGAGCCUGGCCUGGAGCGGGCCGCGCGGGAGGCCAAGGCCAUGGCCAUAGCCACGUCGCAGGCCCAGCUGGCCCGGGCACUCUACGACAACACCGCUGAGUCCCCGCAGGAGCUGUCCUUCCGCCGAGGGGACGUUCUACGGGUACUGCAGAGGGAGGGCGCUGGUGGGCUGGAUGGCUGGUGCCUCUGCUCUCUGCACGGCCAGCAGGGCAUUGUGCCCGCCAACAGAGUGAAGCUUCUUCCUGCGGGCCCGGCACCCCAGCCCAGCGUCACCCAGGUGCCCCCAGCCCAGCCUGGCUCACCACAUCCAGCCCCAGAGCACGGCAAUGAGGACCAGGAGGUAUAUGUGGUGCCACCCCCAGCUCGGCCCUGUCCUACCUUAGGACCUCCGGCUGGACCCUGCCUGCCCUCCCCUGAUCCCAUCUACAAGGUCCCCAGAGGGAGUGGGGCCCAACCGGCUGCCCCUGGAGACACGCUGGAGGUCUAUGAUGUGCCCCCUACUGCCGUCCGAGUUCCAUCCAGUGGCCCCUAUGACUCCCCUGCCUCCUGUACCCGCCCUCUGGCCCGGAUUGCCCCGCAGCCCCCUGGAGAGGAUGAAGCUCCCUAUGAUGUGCCCUUGACCCCAAAGCUACCGUCAGAGCUGGAACCGGAUCUGGAGUGGGAGGGGGGCAGAGAACCCGAGCCCCCCCUCUACGCUGCCCCCUCCAACCUGAAACGGGCCUCAGCCCUGCUCAAUCUAUACGAAGCGCCGGAGGAACUGCUAGCAGAUGGGGAAGGUGGAGGCACCGAUGAGGGCAUUUACGAUGUGCCCCUGCUGGGGCCAGAGGCACCCCCUUCUCCAGAGCCCCCAGGAGCCUCAGCCUCCAAUGACCUGGACACCGUGGCCCUGCUUCUGGCCAGAAGCCCCCCACUCCCACACAGGCCCCGCUUGCCCUCAGCCGAGAGCCUGUCCCGCCGCCCUCUGCCUGCCCUGCCUGUCCCUGAGGCCCCCAGCCCUUCCCCUGCUCCCUCUCCUGCUCCAGGCCGGAAAGGCAGCAUCCAGGAUCGACCUCUACCCCCACCCCCACCCCGCCUGCCUGGCUAUGGGGGCCCCAAGGUUGAGGGGGAUCCAGAGGGCGGGGAGGUAGAGGAUGAUCCAACAGGACACCAUAAUGAGUAUGAGGGCAUCCCGAUGGCUGAGGAGUACGAUUAUGUCCACCUGAAGGGCAUGGAUAAAGCUCAGGGAUCUAGGUCCCUGGAUAAGGCCUUCCCAGGGGAUCCUGAACUGCUGGAGAGGGGGUCACCGGAGCAGCAGGAGGCCCCGUCCCCAGGGGAGCCGCUGGAUCUGCCCACCGGAGACCUACAGCUCCUGCACUUCUACGCAGGCCAGUGCCAGAGCCACUACUCAGCACUGCAGGCAGCCGUGGCAGCCCUCAUGUCCAGCACCCAGGCCAAGCAGCCCCCACGCCUCUUCGUGCCCCAUGGCAAGCGGGUGGUGGUGGCCGCUCACCGCCUGGUGUUUGUAGGGGACACUCUGGGCCGGCUGGCAGCGUCCGCGCCUCUGCGAGCGCAGGUCGGGGCUGCAGGUACAGCACUGGGCCAGGCACUACGGGCCACGGUGCUGGCUGUCAAGGGGGCCGCGCUGGGCUACCCAUCCCACCCUGCGGCCCGAGAGAUGGCACAGCGCGUGGCGGAGUUGGCAGGGCAGGCCUUGCAGUUCACCUCUCUGCUCUCCAGCCUGGCCCCCUGAGGGCCCCCUCCAGGACCUGCUCCUCCCCUCUCCUGCCUGCUGGAGCCCCCUUUUGGGCCUUGGGUGGCCGGAGGGCUCCGUUUUAGGGACCGGGAGAGGCGGGGGCGUCUUUCCCCUUCCAGUCAUCUCAGUUUCUCACAGAGAUGUUCCUCCCCCUCCCGCAGCUUUUUGUACGAGCCAUUUUGUAUAAAUUAUUUAUAUUUAAUAUUAUUCCCUGUUUUGUCAGGGGCAAGUGCCAGGCCCUUUGGGGCAGGGAGGAACUGGACUCUUUUCUCUCAGCCUGGGGUGGAGGUUCUUGGUCACUGCACUGGCCCCCACCUCUGGAAAUGGCCCCACAGAGAAGCAGGUGCCUGAAUCUUGGGCCCACCCGGAGCCCCUUUCUUGUCCUGGUUCUUGGCUCUAGAACAUCAGCACCUCACUGUUGGCCGAGAGUGAGGGCAGGACAUUGACCGCCCAAAAUGUGGAGGUCUGGGAGAGGCCCGAGGGCUCCUCCCCAUGGGAGGCAGGACAGAGCUGGGCCUCAGUAAGCCCUGCUGUCUGGUUCUCUGCCUCUGCUUCUUGGGUGCUUGGGGGAGGAGCUGGGCCUGGUGGCCCUUGGCCAAACCGACGGGACACACACUGGGCAGGAUGUCCUUAGGUUUGGGGGGAGAUUUUGCUGUUAUUUUCAGUAACUAUUCAUUCGGCGGGGUUCAGCUCCCAUGAUGUGCCAAGCACAGUUCUGAAGGUACACCGGGAUGGGAUGGACAUAAC
This is a messenger RNA of Zalophus californianus (California sea lion), 3153 nucleotides long. It is a transcript of the gene EFS, whose product is annotated as embryonal Fyn-associated substrate. Gene Ontology annotation, cellular component: focal adhesion; cytoplasm; plasma membrane. Gene Ontology annotation, molecular function: protein binding. Bases 715 to 2403 code for a protein of 562 amino acids. Lineage: Eukaryota; Metazoa; Chordata; Mammalia; Carnivora; Otariidae. The record is from RefSeq and is a predicted model, not a curated record. The transcript is spliced from 6 exons. Gene Ontology annotation, biological process: cell surface receptor protein tyrosine kinase signaling pathway; cell migration.